Arachis stenosperma is the source of this 1800-nucleotide messenger RNA. RefSeq lists its product as uncharacterized. Bases 1 to 1800 code for a protein of 599 amino acids. Gene Ontology annotation, molecular function: catalytic activity. The transcript has a single exon. Lineage: Eukaryota; Viridiplantae; Streptophyta; Magnoliopsida; Fabales; Fabaceae. The record is from RefSeq and is a predicted model, not a curated record.
AUGAUUAUUAGCUCAUGGAAUAUUAGGGGGUUAAGGGGUGAUGGGAAGUUAAGGAUAGUGAAAGAACUUAAGAGGAAGCAUAGGCUGGAUAUGUUAGGGUUGGUCGAGACUAAACGACAGUUAAUAACAAGGUUUGAUGUUGUGAAAAUAUGGGGGAACGGGUGUGUGGGAUGGGAGUAUGUGGAGUCUGUUGGUGCAUCUGGCGGGUUGUUAUUAAUGUGGGAUGAUGGCUUCUUUAAAAUGAGAAAUUGCUAUAAAAGUGAGCGAUGGCUAUGUGUUGAAGGGGUCCUGGCAGAGAAUACUAUUAACUGUACUUUUUUCUUGGUUUAUGGUGCUCACAAUAGAGAUGAAAAACUUGUUGUGUGGGAGGAGCUGAGUUAUAUGGUUGGUUUAUACCCAGGCGCCUGCUGUUUUUUUGGAGACUUUAAUGAGAUUGGACAGGUGGAAGAAAGGCGAGGAUUAGAAAGCUUACCUUUGUUGGCACACGACUACAAGAAUUGGAUACAUGACAUGGGUUUGGUGGACCUACCGAUCUCUGACCGUAAGUUUACAUGGUUCAGGGGACAGUCAUGCAGCCGUAUUGACAGAGCUUUGGUUAGCUUGGAAUGGCUUGAGGCAUUUCCGGAGACUCGCUUGAGAGGUGGUCCUCGUGGUUUGUCAGAUCAUUGUCCUAUCAUAGUGGAAGGGAAGAGGCUGAGAGACGGUCCGAGGCCAUUUAGAAGUCUAGAUUCGUGGUUUACUCAUGAAGGUUUUUUAAGGAUGGUCAAGGAGGAAUGGAGAGGGUUAGGAGAGAUACCAUUCACCGAUAAACUAAGGGCGUUGAAGGCUCCUUUGGGGAGAUGGCAUAGAGAAAAUUUUGGUGAUACGGACAAGAAAAUUUUGAGGUUUGAGGAAGAGAUCCAGAAGAUUGAUGACAUGGUCGGCAAUGGGAGCUAUGAUGGGACAGUGGAAGCAAGACGGAAGGCGCUAGUUAAGUGUUGUGAGAAAUGGUAUGUGAGGAAAGAACUACAUUGGAAGCAGAUGUCAAGGUCGAGGCAAGCGAGGGACAUGGAUAAAAAUACGAGGUACUUCCACAACUUAGCUUCUGCCAGGCGGAGAAAUAACAGGAUUGAUACUUUACUUAUUAAUGGAAGAUUGAUAAGGAAUCAAGGUAGAAUUAAGCUUGCCAUCAGGGAGUUUUAUAAAGAAUUAUAUCAGCAAGAGAGGUCUCCUGAGGUGGGAUUCAGAGAUGGUCUGGUGGAAAGGAUAAGUGAGGAGGAUUCUAUUGCUUUAGAGAUGCUACCGUCGCCUGAGGAGGUUAAAGAGGCAGUGUGGGAUUGUGAAUCGUCUAAGGCUCAAAGAUGUGACGGUUACAACAUGAAUUUUAUAAAGAAGUGUUGGUCUGAUAUAGGUUCGGAUUUCACGACAGCGGUAUUGGCCUUUUUCCAAUCUUCAAGGUUGCCGCAUGAUGCUAAUGUUACGUGGGUGGCGUUGGCCCCCAAGUUUACUGGUGCUAAGGAAAUCAAAGAUCUGCGUCUGAUUAGUAUGGUGGGGUGUGUUUACAAGGUAAUUUCGAAGAUGCUGGUUCGGAGGAUGAGAUGUGUUAUGCCAGGUUUAGUAGGUGAGACACAGAGUGCUUUUGUUAAGGGUCGGAAGAUUCAUGACGGGGCUUUGAUCGCAUGUGAAACGGUUCAAUGGAUCAAACAGAGAAAGAAGGAAGCGACAGUAAUAAAGCUUGAUUUCCAGAAAGCAUAUGACAGAGUCAAAUGGAGUUUUGUAGACCUUGUAUUACAGAAGAUGGGAUUUGGUCGAAGAUGGUGA